This is a messenger RNA of Paramuricea clavata, 195 nucleotides long. The record is from the annotation of a GenBank genome assembly. Lineage: Eukaryota; Metazoa; Cnidaria; Anthozoa; Malacalcyonacea; Plexauridae.
AUGGCCCACUAUUUAUCACGACACCCACUUCCAGAAACUGGCAAAGACCACAUUGAGAAUCAUGUGAACGCAGUGAUCCAAGCAGAUCACGCCGUAAUCUGGUCGAAAAUCAAGAAAGCUAUUGCAGAAGACAAGGAAUUGUACGAACUGAUCGAAACGAUUGAAACCGGAAAUUGGAAUGAACCACUUUCCUGA